Molecule: messenger RNA, 5548 nt
Organism: Purpureocillium takamizusanense
Lineage: Eukaryota; Fungi; Ascomycota; Sordariomycetes; Hypocreales; Ophiocordycipitaceae
Exons: 4
Coding region: 1642-4173 (843 amino acids)
Biological process (GO): DNA-templated transcription; regulation of transcription by RNA polymerase II
Cellular component (GO): nucleus
Molecular function (GO): RNA polymerase II cis-regulatory region sequence-specific DNA binding; DNA-binding transcription activator activity, RNA polymerase II-specific; zinc ion binding
Source: RefSeq, a predicted model, not a curated record
GGGCACUCGGCCGUCUCGCUUCAUCUGCCAACGUGGGUUAGGUACUGUAGGUAGGUAGUACCUGCCUUGGACGUGCAAGGAGCAGGCAGGCAGGCGGGCAGCACCCUUUGCAAGCCCAGGUCAGAGAUGUCGCGGGAGCGUCUUUUUUCACUUCGGGGAAUCUCACCACCACCACGAUCGAACUCGACUCGAGACUGCGCCGUCUCGUUCCAGCCGCGUCCAAGCUCCCGGGUCCGAUGACACCAGACCUCGCUCGGGUGGCCUGCACUCGACCCGACUCGAGACGCGACGCCUUCCCUGGCCGGACCCCCCCUCCUCCCUCUCCCUCCCCUCCCUUCCUUCACUCCGCUGCUGCUGCUGCUGUUGGCGACGAGACGACGAUCGAGCCCGGACCAUCGGCAAGCAGUUGACUUUGCGGGCUCAGAGCUGGGCCGUCGCGUUGCGCACACGCCAGCCCCAGCGGCACCGCCACCAACAGUCCGAGACCAACCCCGGGGGGGGGGGGCUCACCUCGCUCGGGGUGGGCUGGAAGGAUUAGAUUGAUGGCGCCAGCACUGGCGCCAACACAAACACCAGCAAGAGCCGGCACCGCACCAGCAGCACCGCCAGCUCCCCAAGGAGGACCUGGACCCAAGACCGGCCCCCAGCGCCAGCGCCGCUGCCGCCGCCAUCUUCCCACCUCGAGCGCCGCCAGUGCCGAUCGUCGACCACGACAAACGUCCGUCUCCAUCAUCCUCCGCUCCCAGCUUAUGCCCCCUGUCGCAACUUGAGAGGCCCGUCCUGCAGGCACGCACCGCAAUCGACGUCUCAACUUUGGAGACUCCCACGGCCCAGUCCAGUCCCACAGGCCGGCUGACAAGGGUGCGAGGCUUGUCCGUCAUUUUGUCCACCUUCUCUUGACUAGUAGCAGUUGCCAGUCGUGACCUCUCUCGUACCCGCACAUCACUUGCGCUCUUCUCCUGCACCUCGUACGGCCCCCCGGCCCUCCCCUCGAGAACAACAGUUGCCGUCUCCGCGCACAAAUACAAGUACAGACCAGCCGUCUGGCAUCCAGCGGAUCCUUGUGCUGGCUGCUGCGCUCUUCAGCCAACGCAACGCGGGACCGACCCUUCCUCCAGCUCCGCCGCAGCGGCUCCACAGGUUCGCACCGCACCACCCACCACCGAGUUCCAUCAGGGCCAUCAACAUCCCAUUGGAGAAGAGUCAAAACCUCGAGCAAAACGGCAAACCCAGGGGCGCGCAUCGAGCCUCAUAUGGCCCUUACAUGCUAGAACCGGCACCUGUUCACUUUUAUCUCGCCCCGCGCCUCGUGGCUUUGAAGUUGUCGAGCAUGCCUGACAUCAUCACCAUCCGACCGCUUGUGAGGUAGUGUCGCUCAAGGACACGCGCGCGCGCACUGCUUCACACUCCUACGGCAGCUCAUCCGCUCGCAAGUUCGCCACCGCUGCUACUUACGCAACCACCCUGAAGCUCGUUGGCAAUUCCCAACGCCUUCGCUGGCGGUGUCUGGCCCUGCCACCAUCGCCUGUCGUGUCUGGUCCCGCAAUCGCCUGCGUGACGAUGACCCACGGGCAACCUACGAGCCUUUGACAACCGACCCUCCUCUGCCGUCCACGCCUCUCACAUUUUAAACCACCCUCGAUGCCGCAUGAGGAGCAUAGACUGAGCCAGCACGGGUUACGAAGUACCAUGAGCACUUUCACACCCACCAACGACACGGGGCAUGCUCCCGCGACCCUGCCCAACACGGAUGGCCCUGGCGGCCCCUUUGACAAUGCGCCCGCGUUACGACACUCGCCACCUCCACCUACACUCGCAGACGCGAAGCAUCAGCAUGGCCACCAUCAAAACAGCCACCAGCAACAGCCGCAGCACGACCCACUCCCGUCGCAUGCCCAGAUCGUGCAGCAUCAACCGCAAUCGCAACAGCCACGCAGCGUCAAGCGACCCAGGCCUGUCAAAUCCUGUACAGAGUGCCGAAAGCGCAAACUACGAUGCGAUCGGCUGCUGCCUUGCUCGCAAUGCCAGAAGUCGAGUCGUAUCUGCAGGUACGCUACUGACCAAGACGCAGCAAAUCUUUCGGACGGUUCAGACGUGGAAUCAACGGACAUGAGCCGGCCCAUGAAGCGAACGUGCCCGCCUGGCUCGUCAGGAGGACCUGGAACAACCUCCCAGGACGUAGCCCAUACGCCGAGUAAGACUGGGGACUCACCGAGUCUGCCACUUCUUGAGGAACUGUCGCUGCGAAUGGAGCGCCUAGAGAAGCACGUCCGGGUGCGUAGCCCAGCGACAGAGCUCAGUGGUGGAAGACCCAUUGCGGCAUCCCAAAACACCAUCAGAGGGGUGUCGGUCAAGCGCGGGGCCCAAAGGACACGAUACUUUGGACAGAAUAGCCCCCGUGUCUUGGUGAACCUGUUCGCAGACGCAAAGGCGUACAUGUUGAAUCAGCAGCACUCGCCCAGCCACGCUGAACUAUUCACCAGCUUUGGGGCUCUGCACAAGACGCUUCAGGACAACUUCAACAAGGCCAUGCUGCCAAUUACCGUCUUUGUCGAUUCCAUGAUGCCUGUUCAGAAGCGAAUGACGGAUAUACUACCCAAGAAAACGGUCUGCGACCGCCUCGUCGCCUCGUAUAUUGACACGUCGGAGACCAUUUACAGAAUCCUGCACUUGCCAACCUUUUCGGAACAAUACGAACUCUACUGGGAAGGCAAACUCCAGUCCGAAUCCUUUCUUCCUCAGCUACUGUCGGUAUUGUCAGUUGCCUCACGGUUCGAGACAAAGUCUAAAGGUAUGGGCCAUGAGCGAGUAGAAGGCGUGCACAUCCCCACCGCCUGCGCUCUCGUACGAUCGUGGCUCGACGGUCUCAAAGGCAAGCAGCUGGUCGAUUUAGCGACCCUGCAAGUGGAGGUGCUACUUCUGCACGCUCAAAGAAUGAUCACGCCGCGCGCUCAAGAGUCGUGGACCCAGCUGGGCUUCGUGGUCCGCCUCGCCAUGACCAUGGGGCUGCACCGGGACCCUUCCGAAUGGGAGCCUCGCAUGCCCGUUUUUAUUGGGGAGCUCAGAAGGAGGCUGUGGUUUACGAUUGUCGACAUGGAUCUACACAUGUCCUUGGCAUGCAACCUCCCCUGCCUCGUGCGCGAUGGGGACUUCUCGUGCCGUCCGCCUCGUAACCUCAACGACUCGGAAUUGUUUCUGGAUAUGAAGGAAUUGCCUCCGACCAAACCUAUCGACCAGGUCACGGACAAUCAGAUGCAGGUGUAUGCUGCAAUGACGCUUGGCGCCCGCAUGCGUGUGGCGCCCUUGAUCAACAGGAUUGACUCUAUGCGCGACUAUCAAGAAGUCAUGGAGGUCGGCGCCAAGCUGGAGCGAUUCCUGGAUGACAUCAACUAUAUUUUCCCACGUCACGGAAUAUUAAACGACACACAGAGGAGCAAGCAGUGGCGAUGUCGCGUUAUCCUCGACAUGCACGUACGCCGUCCCUUGCUGGCGCUCUACCGGCCCCUUGCCAUGGGCGUGCCAGAAGUGCCGCCACAGAUUUCGAGGGCGUAUCUGAGGUCAUCCAUGGUCAUCUUGAAAUACCUGGAUGAGCUGGAUCCUCUAUUGGCACACUUCCAGGACAUCGCCGAGAUGUACCAUCAAAUCUUGAAAAGGGACAUCAUCCAGGCGGCCCUCAGCGUGUGCUUCUAUAUUCAGUCAGCUGUGCGCCCCAAUUCCGAAGGCCUUGUCAUAGGUCAACAAGCGCUACGAAUGUCACCGGAUUCUCUGGAUGACUUUCCAUCAUACACAGCCGAGAACCUUGUCUUGUGGUCUCCUUCAAGGCUCGUCAAUACCGUGCAAAAGACGCUCGCGCUGCUCAUGAACAACAUCAGCGGCAGCGACACCAAGGAUAUUCUUUGCGUGGCGAUAGUGUUGGAGACUGUAAAGACCGCGGAGCCGAAGGUCCAAGACAUCGCGCGGGAACUGUAUGGGGUUCUCGACGCUUGCUUGCGGGCUUCGAACCUGACGCGCGAGAAGCUCCGCAUGUCGCUGGACCAGCUCCACCAACCGAACGACUUCAUGCGCAGCCGAGCAUCAUACGGGUACCCAGGAAGCACGACGAGCGCCAAUCCGGCAUUAUCGGGGCCCAUGGGCGACAUGGGCGGCUGGAUGCUGUGGGAAGGAUGGGACUGAGGACGUGGAGAUGUGGGCUAUCGAAGAUCUGGGAUGCGACCGUGGGGUAUACAUUGAGAGUAGCGGGUGCUGCGACAGGCUGCUUCGUCACACUUUCCCACAGUUGAUGGCGGAUGUGUGGCGCUUGGGGCGGACGGAGUCUGGACCGUGGAGAACAUUGAAGCACGGCGCGGAUGGUUUACACGGCGCUUGGGGCUUGGUGAAGAAGGCGAUUUUUUGUGACACACUAUGGCAUGCCGAAGACGGUAGCGAUGGGUAUGAUUACGUGGAGAAAAAAUUGGCUAUGCUACACAUCUAUGGUGCGAUUGUGGGCAUGCAAGCACUCUAGGUAAAGUUGCCUGAGUGAAUUUUUCGGAUAGAACCAAGGAGCGAAGCAGGUGAUGGAUAUGAAGCACUAAUUGACGAUGACGGGCGACGUGCCAUCCCAUUCAUCAGACUCUGCAGCUUGAACGAGCCACCUUGACGCACUGUGACGCGUGAUGAUGGGGUUCCAGCCACAACCAGUGCCGUCGUCAGGCAGAGCUCUGACGCUCGACGGCGCGCCUUCGACCAGCCUCGCCGGGCGAGCCAAGACAAAAGGCAGGCCGCUAUUGCGCACCAGAGCGUCCAUGUCGUUGUGACUCUGCAAAGUCAUGCCCAUGGCGCCGUGGCUAAAUAUCAGCUUCAUGGGCCAAAGCAUGGCCUUCCAGGAGGACCCAACGCCAAAGGAGGAGUUGACGACGAGCUUCGGAGGCGGCGCAACAGGGCUCGCGGCGGCGGCAGCACCAGCAGCACCAGCAGCACCAGCACUACUGGAGGGAAAGACGCGCGUGACGGCGGCGAUGAGGACGCGCAUGGUGGCGGGAAGGAGGUCCGGGGGCGACUCGCCGCCGGGACGCAGCGGCGAGAAGGGGCUGUCGGAGGUGCGGCGCGGGUUGAGGGCGGUGAUGACGGCGUCGGCGAGCCGGGGGGUGGCGAGGGCGCGCUCGACGUCGGCCUGCGAGGUGGGGGUGCCGAGGACGACGGUGAGGCGGCUCGGGUCCGCUGACGGCGGCGACGGCAGCGACGAUGACGACGAUGGGUCGCGGACCAGGACGGUGACGGUGUGGCCCCUGUCGAGGGCUUCGCGGAGGGCGAGGCUGCCGUUGCGGCCGGUGGCGCCGGCGAUGUAGAUGUGCAUUUUUUCUUUCUGGUAGAUGGGUGGUGGUGGAUUGGGAGGACUUGAGGGCGGAGAGGGUAGGUAGGGUUGGUGGUGGAAGCGGUGAAGGUGAUGGUAGAGGAGGUGUCGUCUGUGAUGAGCGAGAUCGCUGGGAUGGAGUGGGUUGUAGGGAUGACGCCUGAGAGCUGUCUGAGGAGGCGAGGCAAGGAGUUCUCCUGUCUGGAAUUUCAAAGAGAU